AUGAUCUCACCUCCAAGCAGUCCUUCCUAUAUUCAAUAUCACUCUCAAUUCCUUUCAGCACAGCAAGGGCGAAACACCCUUCCUUUCUUCCGGACAUCUCCAACCCGCACUUCUACCCAUCUACGAAGUCACAGCAUAGCCUCGGGAGGCAGUACAAAACGUCGUGUACGUCCCAAUAUCACAAAGCUUUGGGAAAGCAUCUCUUCUCCAUCUCCUCGAGGCAGCAAGUCCUCCCCUAUACUCAAACAUCCAUCGCCAAUCCACAGGCACUUUCCUAGGUCCUCCCCUAAUAUCUUGCGCGCAAAGCGCAAGACCAAACGUCCUUCGGUAUCAGGCGUCUUCUAUUGUGGAUCCAGGGUUCAGGGUAAUACCAAUGGGGAUGUCCACGUAGACUACGGUGCAUUAGACCCACUUGACGGUGAAGAAGGUGAACUCGUAGAUCACGAAGCCUCCACCUCCACGUUCACUUCCGCGCAAUACCUACCCCCUGCCAUGUCAUACCUCCCCCUUCCCCCAGAACUCGUCCUACACAUUUUCUCCCUCCUCCCGAUGCGUUCAGUCUUAGCCUGUAUGCUCGUAUCUCACUCUUUCUACACCCUAGCCAAAGACACAAGCGUCUGGCUCGGAGUGUGGAAAGGAAGAGAAGGCCGUCCAAGAGUCCGACCCCGCGCACCUUAUCAAAGCCCAUACAAUCAUUCCUACACACACAACUUUGCAGGCACGAAUUUAGGACCUCUCCGGCUUAACUGGCACACCCUCUACCGCUCUCGUGCCACACUCGAAAGGCGAUGGCGAGAUCCGCGCGGUGAGCCACGGGUGAUGCGGAUUGAGGGGCAUGGAGACAGCGUCUACUGCCUCGACUUUGACUCGCGACGGAUCAUCACAGGAUCUAGGGACAGGACCAUCAAAGUGUGGUGUAUUCGCACUGGCGAGUGUCUUGCGACGUUUGAGGCUCAUUUGGGGAGUGUGCUUUGUUUGAAGUUUGAAAAGGAUUUUGAUGCGAAGCGAUCUUGCUCGCGCCGGUCUUUUUCUCGCGGGCCUAUUAUUAAUGGUGAAGAGGAGGAGGGUGGUGCCAACGAGGAUGUGAAUGAGGGGGAAGAGGAGGAAUCGCACGGAAUGAUGGUAUCCGGUUCUUCUGAUUGCACAGUACGCGUCUGGGACCUAUACGCAAAGCAUCGUGGUUCGGGAAUACGGGCUGAUGUACGUGCGAUUCUACGUGGCCAUUCUGGAGGCGUGUUGGAUUUGAGGAUGGAUGAGAAUUGGAUCGUUAGCUGCUCCAAAGACGCACUGAUCAACGUCUACUCCCGAUCUACGCUCACUUUGCAUGCUGUCCUACGAGGCCACGAAGGACCCGUGAAUGCCAUCGGGCUCGAAGGCGGGAGAGUAGUGAGCGCCAGUGGGGAUGGUCGAAUGAUGUUGUGGGAUGCUGCUAGUGGGAGAUGUGAACGGGUGUUUGAGGGGCAUGAGAGGGGGUUGGCUUGUAUUGAGUUUAAGGACGACCUAAUCCUAAGCGGUUCAAACGACUGCACUAUCAAGCUCUGGCGCGCAUCUACAGGAGAGUGUCUGCACACUUUUGCUGGUCAUACGUUGUUGGUCCGCGCGUUGUGUUUUGAUCCGAAGACUGGGUAUGUGGUUAGUGCGAGUUAUGAUAGGAGCGUUAGGGUUUGGGACGAGAAGAGGGGUGUUGGGAAGUUGGUGAGAGAGUUUAGGGAUUUGCAUGCGAGUCAUAUUUUUGAUGUUAAGUUUGAUGUGGGGAGGAUUGUUAGCACUUCGCAUGACCAGAAGAUUGUUGUUUUGGAUUUCACAGACGGGAUUGAAGGCUCUGAAAUCUUUGGGUGA
Suillus plorans is the source of this 1839-nucleotide messenger RNA. RefSeq names its product WD40 repeat-like protein. The transcript is spliced from 8 exons. The record is from RefSeq and is a predicted model, not a curated record. Bases 1 to 1839 code for a protein of 612 amino acids. Gene Ontology annotation, molecular function: protein binding. Lineage: Eukaryota; Fungi; Basidiomycota; Agaricomycetes; Boletales; Suillaceae.